AGCGCGUUGCAUGAUAAAACUAAAACGAAAAGUAAAGCGAGCUGCUUUGGCGGGUGGAAUUAUUAAAAAUAAGAUGACCCGCUUCGCUGCAUUUCUUCUGCAACUUCAACUUCUGCAGCUGCUAACCGGCGGUCAUGCAGUAAUUGUUUUCGGAAGCACAAGUAGCAUCAACAGGAGGCCGUUCUUUUUGGCAUCAAGCCCGCAGUCUGCCGUCGCUUCCUUAUCCUUCGCGGCCACCCUGACGAGGCCGUUUAGCUUCUUCCAGUUCGCCUCCGCACGGGCUCUGGCGCGAGAGCACAGCGAGUUUGCUUCGUCUGACGAUAUGCAAUUUAAAUGAUUUCUCGUAUGCGUGGAGUACAAGAAUAAAAUGUUGCAUCACAAAACUUUACAAACGUUGAGAAUGGGAUUUGUAAUGCUAAGCAAAGUCGAGGUAGAAUCUAUCUGCUUCGACUUUUCUCAGCAUUGAUUACCGUAGAUGAGCUAGAGGUUUGUCAUGCGAGUGAAGACCCCAAGUUGAAUACCAAUGAAUUCGUAUGUGCCGUGCGGGAAAAAAUUUUCAUUCGAUACCCUACGAGUUCUUGUACUACGAAGACGAUGGAGAGGAAGGAGCAGACGAAGCUCCAUUCGCCGAUGAUCAUGAAAACGAUGUUGGGGAUCAUGCUUUUGCAGAAGGCACGGCAAAACGUGAAAAACCGCUGUAUUGCAAAGUUCUUUCUUAGAUCUUAGAAGUGUCACGACUUUGAAGGGAAAGAAAAGGAUUCAACGGAAAAAACGCGGAGAGAAGCAAGUGGCCCCGCGACCGUCGAGCAGCGUGAGAAUUUUAUGAGAAAAACGUCGAACACGAGCUCGAACUGAGUGGAAAAAUAAAAAACUGCGGAGAGGAAGUGUAAAAAGUUGUACUGGCC
Messenger RNA from Amoebophrya sp. A120, 905 nucleotides. The record is from the annotation of a GenBank genome assembly. NCBI's taxonomy places the organism in Eukaryota, Dinophyceae, Syndiniales, Amoebophryaceae.